UGCUCCUGCUUCCACACGCAGCCACAUCCCAACAGCCUCUAUCAGUAUGGAGUACCAGGAGGCCCUGGUGCUGAAGCAGCUGGCAGAGAAGAGGGAGCACAAGCAGGAAGUUCUCCACAAGGUGCGUGAGGAGAACAACAACUUUAGCAAGAAGACGGAGGAGAAGCUCUUCCUAAAGAUGGAGGUCAACAAGGAAAACCAGGAGGCCCAUCUCAAUGCGCUGAAACAGCAGCUGUGUGAGCCUAAUGAAGUCCACGGCGCCGAGGCGCCCAGGAACUAUGAGCUGAGGAUAUUUUCAACACUAAGGCAGCAGAUGCUACUUUUGAAAAUCUUCUUGUGUGUCAAAGUUUCCCUGUUGUUCAGUAUUCACCAAUAUCACCAGUGCACCUUUCAAGACUCAAACUAG
This is a messenger RNA of Scomber scombrus (Atlantic mackerel), 406 nucleotides long. RefSeq names its product stathmin-3-like. Gene Ontology annotation, cellular component: cytoplasm; neuron projection. Gene Ontology annotation, molecular function: tubulin binding. Gene Ontology annotation, biological process: neuron projection development; regulation of microtubule polymerization or depolymerization; microtubule depolymerization. NCBI's taxonomy places the organism in Eukaryota, Metazoa, Chordata, Actinopteri, Scombriformes, Scombridae. The transcript is spliced from 3 exons. The record is from RefSeq and is a predicted model, not a curated record. The coding region runs from base 47 to 406 and encodes 119 amino acids.